ACAGGCUUGGCAAUGGCCCAAGUUCGUCAUUUAACGGCCGCUUAUUUAACGGCGCUUGUUCUGCUCUUUUGCUCCGGUUCGGUCACCGGCCGCGUUUAUCAAACAGACGAUGCCAUCAUUGUCGAAGCUGAAAACGCAGGUAGCCGGGAAGGUCGAUCGGCCAUGAACGAUGGCGCAUUCCCGUUCCCGUUUCCAUUCGCCGAGCAGGGCGAUACGUUUCCAGCCGACAUUUCGGCUGGCCAGACUGCCAACGUGCCGAGCGACAGCAGUUUGUUGGCGUCGGCCAAAUCGUGCUUCACGACCGAGGGCAAACUCGGCUCUUGCACGUCCGUUCACGCCUGUUACCCGAAAUUCAAACUGCCCCAGUUGAGCAACCUUGAGACGUGGGUCAUCGGCACACGCGGGACGUGUCACUACGUCGAAAGGGACGGCCGACAGGUUUACGGAGUGUGUUGCGCAAGACAAGCAACACUUCCUGAUGGCGUUAUCGUCGGCAGUCUUUAUGGAACUGUACCGACUGUUCCAAUCAACCCGGAGACAGGUCUUCCGCAGGCUAACUUCCCUUGGUGGUUGUACUUCCCUUACAGGCCGAACAACGUGACGACCACCACGACCACCACGACUACAACAACAACAACAACAACCACAACGACAACAACUGCUGCACCUCUUCCGCCGAAAGAGGCCGUCUUCGUCGACAACAAAGCUUCGUGCGGUGUUGGACCGUUCAAAACGCUGAGCAUCGAUGAACAGAAGCGCAUCGUCGGCGGCACGGAAGCCAUUAGGAAUUCGUGGCCGGGCAUCGUGGCGCUGAAGAAUAAUGGCCGCCAGUUUUGCGGGGGAUCGUUGAUGAGCCCCAAUCACAUCCUGACGGCGGCUCAUUGCGUGGCGCAUAUGUCGUCGUGGGAUGUUGCGCGAUUGACCGUCGAACUGGGCAUGCACAUCUUGAAGCCGACCAGCGACGCGCAGGUGUCGAAGAAGGUCCGUCGCGUGACCCGUCACAAAGGAUUCGAUUCGAGGACGCUGUACAACGAUGUUGCCAUUUUGACGCUGGAAUCGCCCGUCUUCUUCACGUCGACGAUAUCGCCCGUUUGCUUGCCUCCAGCGGGAUCCAACGAUCAGUACACGAACAAAGACGCGGCCGUCAUUGGAUGGGGAGCCUUGAAAGAAGGUGGAAGCCAGCCGUCCGUGUUACAGCAAGUCACCGUUCAGAUCAUUACCAACGACAAAUGCAAGAACAGUUACGGUAGCGACGCACCGGGUGGCAUCGUCGAUCACAUGCUUUGCGCCGCCUAUCCUGGCAAAGAUUCUUGCAGCGGUGAUAGCGGAGGCCCGCUGCUCGUUCAGUCUUCGCCCGGGUCUCCUUGGGUCCAGGCCGGCAUCGUCAGUUGGGGAAUCGGAUGCGCACAACCAAAAUAUCCGGGUGUCUACGCCAGGGUAUCAUCGUUCAUGAACUGGAUCGGUAAAAACGCCGUCUGAAAGGCGUU
Messenger RNA from Daphnia carinata, 1487 nucleotides. RefSeq names its product transmembrane protease serine 9-like. The transcript is spliced from 9 exons. Gene Ontology annotation, biological process: proteolysis. The record is from RefSeq and is a predicted model, not a curated record. Lineage: Eukaryota; Metazoa; Arthropoda; Branchiopoda; Diplostraca; Daphniidae. The coding region runs from base 13 to 1479 and encodes 488 amino acids. Gene Ontology annotation, molecular function: serine-type endopeptidase activity.